Molecule: messenger RNA, 3249 nt
Organism: Penicillium argentinense
Lineage: Eukaryota; Fungi; Ascomycota; Eurotiomycetes; Eurotiales; Aspergillaceae
Exons: 2
Coding region: 1-3249 (1082 amino acids)
Source: RefSeq, a predicted model, not a curated record
AUGGCGACAAUGACACAGACAGCCACUGCGGUGGAAGUGCAAGAUCCGCAAAGCAAAGCGGAGAUCGCGACGCGCCUGCUGAACGGCACACUGCACGCCGGCUAUCCUCCGAUCGAGCAAUUUAUGACAAUCGAUGGUUUGCUCAAAUCGCAUGCGGCGCAUCCGGACCAAGCGCGGAAGCCGCUAAUCUGCUAUCCUGUUCGCAGGGCUGAUGAUUUCGAAGAGUAUACAGCCGGAGAACUGGAUCGAUAUACAGAUGUCGCGGUGCAAUAUUAUAUCCAGAAGGGGCUUGGUCCAGCGGACCCGAAUCUGAAAGAAGCGCCUGUCAUCGCGAUGCUGGCUGGCUCGAGCUUUGAAGUCAUACUCACCUUUUUUGCUCUGAAUCGCCUUGGAUACGCGGUUCUCUUCUUAUCCACACGACUCACAGCUCCAGCAUAUGCCCGACUCUUGGAUAUGGCGGAUUGUAAGCAAAUGAUUACUCUGGGCCAAUACGAACAAACCUUCCGAGAAAUCUGCACCGAGCGGCCUGGCUGUACCAACUAUCUGAUGCUUCAGCGUGACAACUGGCUCAACUGCACAUCACAAUCCUUCGAGCGCGCGGGUGUAGAUCCGGUAAAAGAGGGAAAAAAAAUUGCAUGGAUCCUUCACUCAUCUGGGAGCACGGGAUUUCCCAAGCCAAUCUACCUGACGAAUCUCCAAACCAUCGCCAAUUGGCGCAAGAGCUUUGGCCUCCGACUGUUCACGAUCAGCCCACUAUUCCAUUCACACGCCCUGAUGGAACUGGGUCGCGCGUUUUACACCCGAGCUCCAGCAUACCUUGGAAACCACUCUCUCCCAGUCACAUACCAGAAUCUGUACGACGCACUACAAGUGGCGCAACCUCAACAGAUCAGCGCUGUCCCGUACGUGAUUAAGCUCCUAGCGGAAAAGAAGGAGGGUAUCCAAGCCCUUACAAAGCCAAAACUUGUGCUAUAUGGAGGUUCUAGCUGUCCCGAUGAUUUGGGAGAUCGGCUUGUGGCCCAGGGUGUGAAUUUGGUUGGUAAUUAUGGCGCAACAGAGACCGGUCAGAUCAUGACUUCGUUCCGACCUCCUUCCGAUAAUGAGUGGCAAUAUAUGCGACUGCAUCGUCCGGUUGCUGAUCACACAUUGAUGGAUGAGAUCUCGCCUGGCGUUUUUGAAUGUGUUGCCCUUGACGGACUGCCGAGUAAAGGACCAUCAAACUCGAAGCCGCCAUUUUCGUCGAAGAACCCUGAGAAAAGCUUUCGCACAUCCGAUCUUUUUACUCGCCACCCCGAUCCAAAGAAGAGCAAUUACUACAAAUAUCUGAGUCGACUCGAUGACCGCAUCACCCUCGUCAAUGGAGAGAAAGUCCUUCCGAUUCCAAUCGAAGGUCGUGUUAGGGAAGAGGAGUUGGUUGGAGAGUGUGUUGUGUUCGGUUUUCAACGAACAGUCCCUGGAGCACUCAUCUUCCGUGCUCCCGGUAAAGCCACCCAUCUGAGCAACGAGCAGUUCUUGGAAGCUAUAUGGCCGGCGGUUGAGGCAGCCAAUGCUCGAGCAGAGACAUUUUCGCGCAUCCCGAAAGAGCUAGUUGUCAUCAAGGGUGCUGAUGUUGCAUACCCAAGAACCGACAAGGGAACAUGCAUCCGUGCUCAAGUGUACCAAGUCUUCGAAGAAGACAUCAAGAAUGUCUAUGACGGCUUUGAAGGAAACAACCAGAAGAAGGGCGAACUUGCUCUGAGCGUUCCCGAGCUGGAGAAAUGGCUGCUUGAAAGAUUCCACCAAGACUUGGGCGUGCCUCUUUCGAAUGCUGACACUGAUAUCUUCGGCGCUGGCGUGGAUAGCUUGCAGACAACACAGAUCUGGAGAUAUAUUGUGCGUGAUCUGGAUAUUGGAAAACACACGGACAGCCUGAGCCAGAACAUCGUUUUUGAGAAGGGAACUGUCAGCGAGCUCGCGAAGCAUCUAUAUCAUUUGCGGACUGGACAAACAUUUGAACAAGAGGACGAUAUGCAGGUCAUGCAGGAGUUGAUUGAAAAGUACUCCAACUUCACUCAGCAUCAUCCGACUAUCUCACAACAGCCAGACUCAGAGGUCGUGGUCGUUACCGGGGCUACCGGAAACCUGGGUGCCUUUGUAGUUGCUGAGCUCGUUAAACGACCCACUGUCUCCGAGGUUUGGGCUAUUGUUCGAGCCCCGGGACAAGCAGCUGCUGGUGUUCGAGUUUUCAAGGCAUUUGCAGAUCGCAGCAUUGCUCUCACAGACAAGGAAACCGCAAAGAUACACGCCGUUCCAAGCGACCUAUCCCAGCCCAACCUCGGCUUGGAAACAUAUGUCCUGGAACAUCUCCUGUCAUCCGUAACUUCAAUCGUGCACAGUGCCUGGGCCGUCAACUUCAACCUGGGCGUUCGAUCAUUUGAACAACAACAUAUCCGCGGAACGUACAACCUAAUCAACUUCUGUCUGCGAUCUAAACUACCCUCUCCUGCCCGCUUCUUCUUCUGCUCCAGCGUGAGCGCUGCCAGCGCAACCCCCAAACCAGCCUCCAUCCCCGAAUCCGCCGUUGAGAACCUCGAUCACGCCCAGAAAAUCGGAUAUGGAAGAUCCAAACUUGUCACCGAGCACAUCACUCGCAAUGCAAUGCGUAAGACUGGCAUGCACGCUCGAGUCCUACGUGUUGGCCAGCUGGGUGGUGAUACCGUCAGUGCACAAUGGAAUGAGACUGAAGCCAUCGCGCUCAUGUUCCGCAGCGCUUUGACGACUGGUGCGCUUCCGGAAUUGAAUGAGCGGCCGACUUGGCUACCGGUAGACCAAUGUGCACAAGCCGUCUCAGACCUCGCGCUCAAUCCCGAUGCUGCCAAAUCUUCUGAUACGGGUCUGGUUUAUCACCUCGUCAACCCGCACUCGUUUAGCUGGAAGAAUGAUCUGCUUCCUGCUUUGAAGAAGGGAUCUGCGCUCCCUGACUUUGAGAUCGUUUCGCCGCAGGAGUGGUUGACGCGACUGGCGAACAGUGACCCCAACCCAGAAACAAAUCCUAGUAUCAAGCUCAUUGAUUUCUGGCGAGGAAAGUAUGAGAAUCAUGUACCAGCGCAGAACAUUGAGGGUGAAGAACAGAAGCCGGUUGGGUUGUUUUUUGAGACUGAUUGUACGAUUCGGGAUUGUCCUUCGCUGGGCCAGGUGAAGGAUCCUGUUGCGGAGGGGUUGAUUCAGAGGUAUAUUGAGGUGUGGAUGAAGCAUUGGACUCAUGCAUAA